This is a messenger RNA of Thalassophryne amazonica, 3740 nucleotides long. Its product is annotated as protein sel-1 homolog 3. The transcript is spliced from 24 exons. The record is from RefSeq and is a predicted model, not a curated record. Gene Ontology annotation, molecular function: protein binding. Lineage: Eukaryota; Metazoa; Chordata; Actinopteri; Batrachoidiformes; Batrachoididae.
GAUCUGCCACCUGCUCAUGAGCUGUUAAAGCAGCUGUCACCCGGCCACUUCUUCCACUUUUUGUUUUACUUCAUUUACGAGUAAACUGACAUAUCUUGUCUUUACAAUCCAUUUUAAACCAAGCAAGAAUCUACAGUGCAGGCCGCGACAUGAACUUGAACUCCUGGUUUGUUGGAUAUACCUUUGUGUUUGCCAUUAUGAUGUGUUUGCAGCAAUCAAUUUUAGUGUCACCUGAGAGGAGAGAGAAUCUGCCUGACGAUUUCCUCGUGUUCGACUCGGCCCCUGACAAAGUGGUAGAUGACUCUGAGGUGCGUGUACGGUAUCGGUGCUCCAGGCCGUGCCAUCUUGCAGUGGAGGUGGCGGUGUUCUCUGGAAGGCGUGGAGAGGUCGUGGUCUUCAGCAGGAAAUGGACUUGCAGAACACCUCUGGUCUACAGGAGCCACCAGGUGCUGCUCAGAUUCCCUCCGUCCAUUGUGUAUCAGCACAACUUUUUCAACAGAGAUGUGCUCGAGGCCCACAAUGUAACACUUCUCACUUGGAUGGACCAUCUUAAUGAUGGCAGUAGAUACAGCACGUACGCCGAUUCCUUACUGAGGAACUACAAAGUGCUACAGAUGACUCCGCAGUUAGAGCGUCCCACUAUUGCACCCACUGGGUGCCCCUCGUGGUCUGCUCAGCUUAUGUGUUAACUAACCAAAAACAGAAUCCAUCAGUGUCCACACGAGUCAGUGGAAAUUGAUAUGCUAAAGUUCCCGCUGGCGAGUUCGGGUGAGAACUACGGAGUGGUCCGCAGGUUCCAGCCUUUCAUCAACAGAGACCUGGAGCGAGCCCGUCUUCACGCUGUGACACAGCCCAGUGUCACCUUAUCUGUAUGGAUCUACCUUCUGAAAUGGUGUCAGACCGACAUCUGUGGGAUCAUCCAUCAUGUUGAUAGCACAAAAUCAUACGACUCCAUUCUGAUGCUCCUUACACACAAAGGGGACAUCAUAAUUCAGGCGCAUAUGACAAGUGGAGAAGACAAAGCUUUCCAAGCUGAUGUAGUGUUGCCCCUGUGGAAAUGGAUUAGAUUAGACUGCUACAUACAAAACUCAAUGGCAUUACUGGAAACAAGAUGGGACGAUGAGACUCAAAGUCGCACAUAUGAAUUAGAUGAACCUAUCCGUUAUGAUGACACUGAUGGAUACUUUGUGAUCGGAGGAGGAAGGUACAUGCCAACCAUCCAUGGAUAUUUUGGACCUGUUAAAUACUAUCGUCUUGGAAAUGAGAAGGUGGAAAAUCCACUUUACCCCAGGACAAUCUUACAGAAUCUCAAGACUCACCAAAAUUGUCAAGAAAUGAAAGCAUUUACAGUAACUUUUCGUCAAGUAGUAACUGAGAGUUACUUUCAACCACCAAUCAACAAAGAUGAAUGUGUUCAACCGUUCGUAAAACUGUGCUCUCAGUUUGGAGAGAAUAUCUGCAGAAUGACAUGGUCAUGGAGAACACAGCUUAAGUUCAGCACACUUUUCCGUUUCUUACGAGGAAAAGAGAAGGAAAUUAGGACAGGAUCCUGGGGAAUAAAGAACCUCAGAAAUAUUUUGUUCAAACAAGCUGUAGAUAGAAUAUUAACUGUGGAUCAGACAGAAAUGCAAAUCACAAACAAAUUAAUAACUCUACUCCAAGCAUCCUCUUGCUUUGGAAAUCACCAACCGUCUCUCUUGCUGGCCACGAUCCACUUUGGCGGCUUGGCACGCUCUGUGGAUUAUCAACAGGGUGUUAUCUACAGUUUGAUUGGUGCUGUGGGUGAUAACCGUUUUGCUUUGAUGCAUGUGGGAUACAAGCACACACAAGGGAUUGAUGGCUUCCCAAAAGACUUUGACAUGGCAUAUAGCUACUAUUCCAACGUUGGAGCACAAACCAGUGUUGACCUUUUGCACAUACAUAAAACUGAGCAACACAUACCUGAACACAUUUAUCUCAGCAAUACGGUGCACAUCCAGAACCUGCAACAUGAGAGAACUGAUGGCUUUGAGUUUUUUAAAUUUCAAGCAGAAAGAGGAGAUGUCGACUCUCAGAAAUGGUUGGGAACGAUGUUGUUCUGGGGACACAGGGGGAUCUCAAAGGAUGCAGAAAGCGCCGUGAAGUGGUACAAGAGAAGUGCAAUGCAGAUGAAGGAUCCCUCAGCCAUGUACAACUACACCAUUGUACUAAUGAAGGGCCAGGGAGUGAAAAAAAACCUCACUCUUGGUUUGGAGGUGCUACAGAAAGCUGCAGCAAUGGGCUUCGCGGACGCCUUGAAUGCUUUAGGCUGGUACUAGGGGAUUACACUGAAGGAUGACAAAACAGCAGUGAAAUACUUUGAGCAAGCAGUACAAAGUGGGAGUGCUGAUGGCAUGUUUAACCUGGGAGUUUAUCAGCUCAGCGGGAAAAAUCCUGACAGCUCUCCGAGGAAUGAGACGGCUGCAUUUCAGCACUUCCUGAACGCGUCGAGGUUUCAUCAUGUUGGCGCUUCGGUGGAGGCGGUGUGGUACCUUUCGACAGGAAGCUUGGAGGGGGUGUCUCAGGAUACGGAGAGGGCCGUGAUAAUGCUUAAACGAGUCUGUGAGCGGAAUGGACACCUGGGAUUUAUGAUCACGGAGGCUCUGGAAGCCUACCUCCAGGGCUCCUGGCAUGAAGCUUUUGUGAAGUAUGUCCUGGCAGCAGAAACUGGUCUGGGGUUGGCCCAAAGCAAUGCUGCUCACCUGUGUCAGGCGUUGAAUCUCAGGUCUGGCUGUCAGUGGAGAUAUCAUAACCACUCCACAUUAAACUAUGAUCCUCAUCCACCCGCUCUGCUGAAAAUGGGAGACUACUACUACUAUUCCUCCAGCAGACGAGCAAACUCAUUAUCCCUGGUUGGCCAGGCCAUAUCGAUGUAUAGCAGAGCAGCUGCAGCAGGCAGCCCCCAGGGGAUGUACAACUUAUUUGUUUUGGAACAUCAAGGCCAUAUUCUUCCAGUGAGCGUCAGAGGAUUCUUUAACGUAUCCUACCGUGAUGACCUGGAAGUGCGAGUAUAAAAGAUCUUGCAAAGAUGUGUAGCGACUGAGGGUGAAGACACUGUAAUGCCCUGUUCUUUAGCUCUGCUUGGCGUCCAGAUGGGAAAGGCCUUGAGGAAAAUGAGUCACCACAGUGUGCAGCACCUCUUGAUAUUUACAUUGAUUCUUUCUGUCUUGACUGUGAUCAUCAGUCUGCUUGUGCAAAUGUGUCUGGAAUGGAGAACUGCCACUUUCCGUGCAGCGAGGGCAAUGGUAUCUUCUCGUGUGCAGGGUGGCAUCAUGGGAAGGCGCUACAGAGCGGCGGAGAAUCUCUGGUUUACCGUAGUGAAUGGUGAGCGGUGGCUUUGGCAGACCACCGAUUUGGCCGUGACUUUGUCGGGUGUGUGUCUUUGUGUUUUCUGGACCACACUGCUCUAUCAUCUCCUAUGACAUACAAUAGCCAACACAGUGAUCCAACUGCCGCACUAAAGCCCCAGACACGACAUAUUGUCAGAGCGUACAUUUAGAGGAUGAGUUAUGACACUAUUCAUGUGACAUAUUUGGAGGCAUGUGACUCAUUUAAAGUGCAGGGGCAGAAAGCAGACUGUAAAUGUGCUUUAUCAGCCUGUUUCAAGCUGGUUUCUGUGGUAACCAUCUCACCAAUGCUUUGUAUAUGAAAAACUCUCAUCACAUACAUUACUGAAUAAACAGUGCAGUUUAUAUCAUCUUGGAAAGCAGCAGCGAGCAAAC